ACUUGCGUUGCACCCGGGCUGAGUGCGGCCGCGACGGGGCGGGCGGACUCUCGGGCGCUCAGAGCUGGCCUCGGGUCCUCGGAGCCUGGCGCUCGAACCUCCCUUCCGACCUCCACCCGGACCCCGACCCCGACCCGGCCUGGCCCGGCCCCCGCCCCCGCCCCCCGGGCCGAUGGACUACUCCUACCUCAAUUCGUACGACUCGUGCGUGGCGGCCAUGGAGGCGUCCGCCUACGGCGACUUUGGCGCCUGCAGCCAGCCCGGCGGCUUCCAAUACAGCCCCCUGCGGCCCGCCUUCCCCGCGGCAGGGCCGCCCUGCCCCGCGCUCGGCUCCUCCAACUGCGCACUUGGCGCCCUACGCGACCACCAGCCCGCGCCCUACUCGGCAGUGCCCUACAAGUUCUUCCCAGAGCCAUCCGGCCUGCACGAGAAGCGCAAGCAGCGGCGCAUCCGCACCACGUUCACCAGCGCGCAGCUCAAGGAGCUGGAGCGCGUUUUCGCUGAGACCCACUACCCCGACAUUUACACGCGUGAGGAGCUGGCGCUCAAGAUCGACCUCACUGAGGCUCGCGUGCAGGAUCUCACUCGAGCCUUGCGGCCGCGGGCUGACCCCGUGCGUUCUCCGACCCUCGUCCAGGCUGACUGGCCCCUGUGCCCGCAGGUCUGGUUCCAGAACCGCCGGGCCAAGUUCCGCAAACAGGAGCGCGCGGCCAGCGCCAAGGGCGCGGCGGGCGCGGCGGGCGCCAAAAAGGGUGAGGCGCGCUGCUCCUCCGAGGACGACGAUUCCAAGGAGUCCACGUGCAGCCCCACGCCCGAUAGCACCGCCUCGCUGCCGCCGCCGCCUGCGCCCGGCCUGGCCAGCCCGCGCCUGAGCCCCAGCCCGCUGCCCGUCGCACUGGGCUCCGGGCCGGGACCUGGGCCGGGGCCACAGCCGCUCAAGGGCGCACUGUGGGCCGGUGUGGCGGGCGGUGGGGGCGGCGGGCCUGGCGCGGGCGCGGCCGAACUACUUAAGGCUUGGCAGCCGGCGGAGUCCGGCCCCGGGCCCUUCUCUGGGGUUCUGUCCUCCUUUCACCGGAAGCCCGGCCCCGCCCUGAAGACCAAUCUCUUCUAGCUGCCGGCCUCUGGAGGCUCCGAGCCUGCCCCCAGAGACGUCCCUGCCCCUCCAGGACCUGACAGCCCCUCCCAUCUUGGCCACCCGCCUGGAAGUCCCCAUCCGUCUCCACUCCCUACUGUCUCACCCCUGGGUGUGUCCUCCCCAACUCUGGAGACCAAGUCAGGGCCACUCUCGUCCUCACCCACCCUCUACCAGCAGAGCGGAGUUCUUUAUACCGGGACCUCCUCCAGGAGAACCCCGGAGCCCCUUCUAGCUUGGCCUUCUUUGGAUGCGGUAUCACAUGAGGCCUGUCCCUAACAGUGCCCUCAAAGUGAAGGUCCUCAAGGAGGAGCGGCACAGCCCCCUUCCCUGGCUCUGCAGCGGCUGGGUCACCCCUUACGCUGGUGAUCAGGAAAGCCCGCUGCCCCACCCCUCGGGCCCACCCGUACAGAGGCUGUUGGUCGCCGGGAUAAUCAAUGACCACCGCCAAUUCAUCCCUCACGUGUCUCCUCUCUUCCCUAGCCCGUCUGGCACAGAGGGUGGACCUGUUAGAGGAGUGGAGGGGCUGCCUGGGGAAUGGGACAGAGGGAUUCUCUUUCCUAAUUUUUUUGGUUGUCCUUUUUCUUUGAAA
This is a messenger RNA of Gorilla gorilla gorilla (western lowland gorilla), 1724 nucleotides long. RefSeq names its product paired like homeobox 2A (gene PHOX2A). Gene Ontology annotation, biological process: regulation of transcription by RNA polymerase II. The record is from RefSeq and is a predicted model, not a curated record. The transcript has 3 exons. Bases 173 to 1111 code for a protein of 312 amino acids. Gene Ontology annotation, molecular function: DNA-binding transcription factor activity, RNA polymerase II-specific; RNA polymerase II transcription regulatory region sequence-specific DNA binding. NCBI's taxonomy places the organism in Eukaryota, Metazoa, Chordata, Mammalia, Primates, Hominidae.